AUGGGUGAAUCUAGACAAGAACUCCUGGCGUGGCUGAACAGCCUGCUCCAGUUGAACAUCACAAAGAUUGAGCAGUGUGGAACUGGUGCUGCGCUAUGCCAAAUCUUUGAUUCGAUAUUCAUGGAUGUGCCCAUGUCCCGGGUCAAGUUCAACGUGAAUAGCGAAUAUGCAUACCUGCAAAACUUCAAAAUCCUCCAGAAUGUCUUCACCCGUCAUCAAAUUGUGAAGCCUAUUCCCGUCGAGUCCUUGACCAAGUGCCGCAUGCAGGAUAACCUGGAAUUCCUUCAGUGGGUGAAGAAGUACUGGGAUCAGCACUACCCCGGUGGUGACUACGAUGCUGUCGGUCGCCGAAAGGCCUCUGGUGCCCCCGCCGGUGCCCCCGCUGCCGCGCCUCGGGCUUCAUCCUCCAGCUCUCGCCGUGGUGUGACGCCCACCACGAGUGUUUCCCGUGCUCCCCGUGUGGCCGCGGCCGCAGGCGGCGGCGCCAUGACCGCCGCGCUUCAGCAAGAAAUUGCCACGCAGAAGGAGGCCAUCGCCGGUUUGGAGAAGGAGCGUGACUUUUAUUUCGCCAAGCUGCGCGACAUUGAGCUUCUUCUGCAGACCGCGAUUGAGGAGAACCCCGAGAUUGAGAAGGAGGAGGAUACACUAGUCAAGCAUAUCCAGGGUAUUCUGUAUUCGACCGAGGAUGGAUUUGAAAUUCCUGCCGAGGACGAGGAGGGCGUGGCUGAUGAGCUGGAGACUUUCUGA
Penicillium oxalicum is the source of this 747-nucleotide messenger RNA. RefSeq names its product microtubule-binding protein BIM1 (gene eb1). Bases 1 to 747 code for a protein of 248 amino acids. The record is from RefSeq and is a predicted model, not a curated record. The transcript has 6 exons. Gene Ontology annotation, molecular function: microtubule plus-end binding. Gene Ontology annotation, biological process: protein localization to microtubule plus-end; regulation of microtubule polymerization or depolymerization; spindle assembly. Lineage: Eukaryota; Fungi; Ascomycota; Eurotiomycetes; Eurotiales; Aspergillaceae. Gene Ontology annotation, cellular component: microtubule organizing center; spindle midzone; cytoplasmic microtubule.